AUGGCGGAUGUGGUGGACCUGAUCGGCAACUUUGGCCGAUGGCAAGGCUUCUUCGUGGCCUUCGUCACGUACCGUGGAAUACUGACAGGCCUCAACAACAUGGCCUACGUGUUCCUGGUUACAAACAACGACCACUGGUGCUCCUACCCGGACACGGACGGAAACAGGACGGGCGAGCAGUUGAAGAAGAUGUUCAUCCCGUAUGACAACGUGUCGGAAUCUUACAGUCAGUGUCUUAUGUACGACGUGCCACUGAACGGUACUACUGGGGUCAACAAUGCCACGACGAUUCCCUGCGAUUCCUGGAUCUAUGAUGAACAUGUCUUUGGACAUUCCGUCUCGAAUGAGUGGGAUCUGGUUUGCGAACGCAAAUGGCAGAAGUCGCUAGUACAAAGUUCCUACAUGGGAUGCCUCAUGCUGGGCGUUAUUAUCAUCGGAAACUUGUCCGACAGAUACGGCCGAAGGAUAGUUGCCUUAUGGUCAAGCAUCUUACUGGCAUUGUCCUCUGUAGCCUGCGUCUUCAGCAACAGCUUCUAUUUCUUCCUAGCCGCACGUGUUGGAAUUGCAUUCGGAAUUUCGGGACUUCAAGUUGCCAGCUUCAGCCUGCUUGCUGAAACGAUUGGUCCAAAGUCUAGGAUAGCCUUGAAUAUUUGCUAUGGCUACGGCUGGAUCGCGGGUAUCCUUUUCCUACCGGGGAUCGUGUGGCUUGUCGAGGACUGGAGGAAACUGUAUAUUGUCAACUCCGUCCUCGGAGUGUCGAUUCUCGUCAUGCUCCCAUGGUUGUAUGAAUCUCCAAGAUGGCUUCUGAGUACGGGCCAAAAGACAAAGGCGUGCGCGUCCAUAAAGAAAAUUGCGAAGUUCAACCGACGCGGCCCGCAAGACAUCGAAAAAGAAGUGGAGCGGUUAAUGGAGACCAAAGUUGGCGUUGACAAGUCAGUCCGCGGAAAGGUGUCUACCGCUGAGCUCUUCAAGACCAAGUAUCUCCGAAGAAACACAAUCCUUCUUACUAGCUGCUCCUUCUUUUCGUAUAUAGUGUAUUACGGCUUUGCGAGGUCUUCGACAACCCUCGGUGGAAACCCAUUCAUCACCUUCGCCAUCACCGCCGCCAUCGAAACCGUCGGGUACACGAUGUCGCUCGGCUCCACAAAGUACCUCAAAAGGAUACCUAUCAUGGCGGGGAGCUACGGUUUUUUUGGUGUCACCCUGGUUGCCACUGCCCUCACGCCAAAAGUUCUUUCGACAUUACGUAUCACGAUCAGGAUGGUGGGCUGGCUGGUGUACACCUUGGGUUACACGACACAAUUCAUCUACAUUAACGAGGUAUUUCCAACCGUAGCCAGGAGCGGAGCCUUUGGACUCUGCACUACAUUCGGAAGACUCGGCGCCACGUUGGAACCCUGGAUAUACACAGCUACGCAGUCAUGGGGAGACACGCUUGUCUUGAUAAUCUACAGCGUCAUGAUCUUGGCGAUUGCCGCACUUGUCACUCUUCUCCCAGAAACUUUCGGAAGCGUUCUUACUGAUACUUUGGAAGAAGGGGAACGAUUCUCCGAGACCAAGCUCUCCAAGAAAAAAAGUGUUCAAGACCACGUGGAGCACUUGGAAGCUUACAAGAAAGUUGCCACCGAAGACGGCGAAGCGGAAAUAAGGUUGUGAACUCAAGAACGUGACAGAAAGUUGGACAAGAGUCUCAGGGUUAAAUGAACAACCACCACAGUAAUACAGUUAAACUCGCGAUGUUUAGAAUCGCCCUUGUUUUGAACGAGCAAGUAGCAACCCAUUAUAGAUAUAUUUGACAAAAUAAAAAAAAAUGUAUGGGCUCACAAA
Messenger RNA from Ixodes scapularis (black-legged tick), 1827 nucleotides. RefSeq names its product organic cation transporter protein. The record is from RefSeq and is a predicted model, not a curated record. NCBI's taxonomy places the organism in Eukaryota, Metazoa, Arthropoda, Arachnida, Ixodida, Ixodidae. Gene Ontology annotation, cellular component: membrane. The transcript is spliced from 10 exons. Gene Ontology annotation, biological process: transmembrane transport. Gene Ontology annotation, molecular function: transmembrane transporter activity. The coding region runs from base 1 to 1656 and encodes 551 amino acids.